Messenger RNA from Xiphias gladius (swordfish), 963 nucleotides. It is a transcript of the gene mrpl35, whose product is annotated as mitochondrial ribosomal protein L35. Gene Ontology annotation, cellular component: mitochondrion; ribosome. The record is from RefSeq and is a predicted model, not a curated record. Gene Ontology annotation, molecular function: structural constituent of ribosome. NCBI's taxonomy places the organism in Eukaryota, Metazoa, Chordata, Actinopteri, Istiophoriformes, Xiphiidae. The transcript is spliced from 5 exons. Gene Ontology annotation, biological process: translation. Bases 338 to 868 code for a protein of 176 amino acids.
GUAUUCAUUUGCUGGGUUGCACCCGCGCAUGUCCUUCCGUGGUAAAGUGAACAUGCCUGCCAUGAAAAAUAGGCGCUCGGUGGAUAAUGCUAGGGUUGCCGGACUAAAGGAAAGAAGAGAAAAGUCGUUCUGACAAGGCUGUGGUCCCACAGCACUGAGCACUUCGCUCCACAUUAGGUAGACACCCAACAGGAGGCCGUGACACAUGGCAGACCUCAGGAUCAGAUAAACAAGAGAGGGAUAACCGCGGGGCAGAAAGACAGGCACAGCUGAGAGUUAUCCACAAGGCACACGAGACUACAGGACUCCGUACUUACGCCAGCAUUCACGGGAAAACAUGGCGGCCGUCCUGGCAAGGAGAGUGUCCGGGCUGCUGAGGCCGCUGUCCGCGUCUCUGCGUGCCAGGACACCACAGCUCUGUCAGCUCUCCACCCUGAUCCAGCCUCCGUCUCUCUACGGCGCCGCGGCAGCCGCUGCCCGCGCUCCUCUGCGGUCUACGGUGUGCCAGACACCCCGGUACAACAUCCUACAACGGGUGUCAGCUCUUGUUCCCAGUCUGACUCUGCAGCCAAGCAGAAAUCUGACGUACUACAGUCUGAAGAAGGGGAAGAGGAAGAGUGUAAAAUCUGUCACAGAAAGGUUCAUGAGGCUACACUGUGGACUUUGGAUCAGACGCAAGGCUGGAUACAAGAAGAAACUGUGGAAGAAGAAGCCUGCCAGACGAAAGCGCCUGAGGGAGAUCGUAUUCUGUAACAAAACACAGAGCAAGCUUUUGGAUAAAAUGACAACUUCUUUUUGGAGGAGGAGGAACUGGUAUCUCAAUGAUCCAUACCAGAAGUACCACGACCGGGUCAACCUCAAACUGUAAUUUUGAGGUUGUAAUUCAUGUAGUGGCAUCUUGUUUUCUGUUUGAAUAUAAUGUAAUGAUGUAAUAUACAUAAUAAAAUCAUAUGUCUUAAAUGA